This is a messenger RNA of Closterium sp. Naga37s-1, 1473 nucleotides long. Lineage: Eukaryota; Viridiplantae; Streptophyta; Zygnematophyceae; Desmidiales; Closteriaceae. The record is from the annotation of a GenBank genome assembly.
AUGGCGGCUCUCUCCGCGUCUUCCGCUCUGGCUGUGUCCAGAUUUACAUCUCUUCCAUCGGCGCAUUCUUCAUUAUCCCCGCUGCGUUCGGCGGGAAAAGUUCCACGAUUCACUUUCCGCGUACGCGCAGACGCGUCGGGAGGGGACGCGGAACCCGUGGUUGAGAAUGCGCCUUCAGCGGGAUCCGCGGAAGCUCCGCCGAAGAAGAAGACGAUUCGGCGCGUGAAAAAGCCGGACGGCGGAAGCGCGGCGGAUGAUCUGCUGGCGCCGGGCCGAUCCGUGGAAGAGCGCGGUGUGACUGUAGAGGGCGUGGCUAAAGUGGAUCGCGGAGAGAGCUCGUCCACACUCGCGCGCGCGCUCCUCACAGCGGGGGGGGAUGCGGCGGUGCUCAUUCUCUUCGCAUACAUCGGCAGAGCCACGCACGUGUCCGCCGCCAUAGACUGGGAGCUCAUCAAAACCGCCCAACCCUUCCUCGCGGGCUGGUUCAUCUCGGCCAUCAUAUUUGGCGACUACAGCGUCGGCAAGCCUCUGCCUGCGUCGCCAGGAGACACUGCCAAGGAGGCAGGGAAGACGUGGGCGCUGGGCAUACCGCUAGGCAUUGCAUUCCGCAGUCUAAUCAAGGGCCAGGCCCCCCAGGUGCCCUUCCUAGUAGUGGCCGUCGUCACAACAUCCCUCCUCAUGCUCGGAUGGCGCGCUGCCCUCGCUGCUGCUCUCCCGGGGGAUGGCGGGGAGAAGUCAAAGCUGGACCGCAAGGGGAGUGUGUUUGAGCUGCUGGAGUCGACGCAAAAAUCACCUCUGCCUGCUGCUCUGCCGGGGGAUGGCGGGGAGAAGUCAAAGCUGGACCGCAAGGGGAGUGUGUUUGAGCUGCUGGAGUCGACGCAAAAAUCACCUCUGCCUGCUGCUCUGCCGGGGGAUGGCGGGGAGAAGUCAAAGCUGGACCGCAAGGGGAGUGUGUUUGAGCUGCUGGAGGUGAGUACUGGGAUGGGAUCGAAUGUGAUUGUUUUGAGUCGACGCAAAAAUCACCUCUGCCUGCUGCUCUGCCGGGGGAUGGCGGGGAGAAGUCAAAGCUGGACCGCAAGGGAAGUGUGUUCGAGCUGCUGGAGCACUCUCCCUUGUCGCAACACAACAGCCCACUUAGUGCUCUGCUGGCGGGCUGCCCUUGCUGCGGCUCUGCCGGGGGAUGGCGGGGAUAAGUCAAAGCUGGACCGCAAGGGGAGUGUGUUCGAGCUGCUGGAGGUGAGGUGGUCUCACUGGUCAGUGGGGGUGUGGUUGGAUUCUCUUUGUGGGCCCUUCUCAUGCUCCGCUGGAGGGCUGCCCUUCUCUUUGUGGGCCCUUCUCAUGCUCCGCUGGAGGGCUGCCCUCGCUGCUGCUCUGCCGAGGGAUGGCGGGGAGAAGUUAAAGCUGGACCGUAAGGGGAGCGUGUUUGAGCUGCUGGAGGUGAGUAGUGGGAUGGGACCAAAUGUGAUUGUUUGA